Molecule: messenger RNA, 2019 nt
Organism: Aethina tumida (small hive beetle)
Lineage: Eukaryota; Metazoa; Arthropoda; Insecta; Coleoptera; Nitidulidae
Exons: 4
Coding region: 25-1878 (617 amino acids)
Source: RefSeq, a predicted model, not a curated record
GUUAUAAUUUAAACGUUAAUUAAAAUGAGUAGUUUUUCCACAAACUUCAAGUAUCUUAUAAUUUUUUCAGUAUCUGGUAUACUCUAUACCAUUUAUUAUUUAAGUGAUUGUGAUCUAUUAGUAGAGGAAAAUAUUAUUGGACCCUUUUUGUUGUACAAUAAUCGAUGCAAAAUAGUUAAUUUAAUUGCAUUUAAUAAGGAAGCGUUGCAAUUCCAUCAUCCUAAGCCACAUAUACCAUGCCGAACACGAGAACUCUUAAGUUUUAUUAGAAAAGAAAACAACACUAAUAUUUUGCAUAUAAACAAAUACGUAAUUUCUCAAUAUUCCGAAAACGGAUUAUUUUGUUGUUAUUCUAAUAUAACAAGAUACCAAAAUGACAAUAAUAUUAAAAUAUCCCACUGUAAAGAAUUUGAGGACCAUGUUAAUGUAUUGAAUGAUGUAUUUGUGAAAUGUUUUGACUCUGAGGAUAACAAAACGAAAAUUUAUGAGAAUACACAUUCCACAGUGACAAUAAAUGAAAAUGUCAAAAAGAAAAUCGAAAAUCAGAACACUUCAGCCAUUAGUCUAACUCUAAUAGGAAUAGACAGUAUAUCUCGUUUGAAUUUUAUUCGUGUGAUGCCUAAAACUCACGCAUUCGUCGAAUCAAAUGGUUUUAUUUCUUUAAAAGGUUACACCAAAAUUGGAGAUAAUACGUUUCCUAAUGUUAUGGCAUAUCUAACCGGAAUGAACUUAGCACAAAUUCAUGCUCAAUGUAACCCUAGGGAAAUUGAAAAAUUGGAUAACUGUUCUUUCAUUUGGUAUGAUUUUCGCAAUUUCGGUCACGUGACAGCAUAUGCAGAAGAUGAAUCCGCGAUUGGGACAUUUAACUACCAUAAAAAGGGUUUCAGUAAUCCACCCACUGAUUAUUACUUUAGGCCCUACGUGAUGGCGUCCGAGAAGAUGGAAUUAAAAAAAUUUCAUAAUAUCAUUUAUUGCACGGGUCCUGAAUCUUUCGCUGAGAAGAUAAUGAAUAUUGCAAGAGAUUUUGAGUUUACAUUAAAGCACGCCAAAACUUUUGGAUAUUUUUGGAUGAACACUUUCAGCCACAGUGACUUAAACUUACCUGGAAGUCAGGAUGCCAACGUAACCAAUUUUUUACAAGAUUUGAAAGACCAUGGAAUUUUCAAUAAAAGUAUUAUUAUAUUCAUCAGUGAUCACGGCAUGCGGUUUGGAGAUAUUAGAAAUACACAUACUGGAUGGUUAGAGGAACGAAUGCCGUUCAUAUACUUUUCUUUCCCUCCAAUUUUUAAGGAAAAGUUUCCAGAAGAGUAUUCAAAUUUUAAAUUGAAUGAAAGAAAGUUGACGAGCCCUUAUGACUUGUAUAUGACUUUCCAACACAUCCUAAAACUGUCGGAAUAUGAUUAUGAAAUAAAACGCAGUUUAGCUUGUCCUACAUGUAUGUCGUUAUUUGAAAAUAUUCCUUUUGAAAGAUCCUGCUUUGAAACUGGAAUUCCUGAAGAGUAUUGCACAUGUGCUAACUAUCACAAUGUUAUUUUGCAAAAAGAGCAGCUUUCAAAAUUUAGCACGCUUUUAAUAAAUAACUUAAAUAAGCUAAUCGAAAAGAAUGCACAAUGUAUGUAUUACAAUUUGAGUAAAAUUACGAGUGUGGAUGUAUCAGAUGAAAACCCAAACAAACAUUUGCAUUAUGUGAUCAGAUUCGUAACUUUUCCUUUUGCUGUAUUCGAAGGAUCAAUAUAUGCAACCAAACAAUCGAUUUCCGUGUCCAAGGAAUUUAGCAGACUAGAUGAAUACGGGUCUAAAAGCAAUUGCGUCGAUGAUUCCAUUUUAAGGAAGUAUUGCUAUUGUAAAUCGAAACAUGAAUUAAAUAUAAAAAAUUAAUCAAUUAGCGACAAAACAAAAUUAUGUCUUUAGUUACACUUAUUUUAAAAUCUAUGUUAUUUUUUUAUUAUGUUGUAUCUUUUAUUAAAUAUUAGGAAAACUACGAAAGAAAAUAAUAAAUAAAAUGUAAUUUAAUUGUGA